AUGGUCAGCUCUCCUCGCCGGUAUCCUCAUAGCGAGGCUGUUCUCUUUCGCACGAUGAACAGCUGCGCAUCGACGUUUCUAGACAUGGACGGACACCAGUUCACCCGUCAAUCAUACUACAACUGCGGUAGAAAAAACAUGCCGGUGGACAACAGCGCGCUUGACGGAAAGGCAAAUGAUAAUUGCAGCUGCGAGCCCCACUUCACAUGGUCGACUCGUCACCAAUUGAAUUUGCUUGUUACAUGCAAGUACUCACGUCUGCGCACGUUGCAUCGUAUAGAACUAAUGUGGCCUCGUAUUGGUAUGAUUGGAUUCGCGGUUGCUGUCAGCUACGCAUCCGAUGGAAAAACGAACGCAUCAUCGAAGCCUAAUCGACCGACUUGCGUUCCGCAUCCGAAAUCCGCUUUCUCUGUGCUGCACCCACCGUCAUUAGCUAGGGGGGUCUGGACCCAGCUGACCUUAGGCACUCCUCUGCGCAAGACCAUGGCUUUCUGCGUACCGCCUCAUUUGACUCAGGCGUUCGUCGCCGAUCACCUUUCUGUGCCAAUAAACGGGAGAAACCCGCAAGCGUGCCACUUGUUGCACGAGGAGGCGACGUUCACGUCACAUACUUCUGCAGGCCUCACGAAGACGCGUUUGUUGAUCGAUUAUUCGUUAUGA
Soboliphyme baturini is the source of this 660-nucleotide messenger RNA. Lineage: Eukaryota; Metazoa; Nematoda; Enoplea; Dioctophymatida; Soboliphymatidae. The record is from the annotation of a GenBank genome assembly.